GACCACGGAGUCUGGCACGCUUGCGAGCCUCAAGGAGCUCGCUGCACAGCCAUGUCGCGCACAGCAUGCCGACACUGACGGCAACCGCCCCCUGGAAAAGGGGUAUCACAGGAGCCUUGUGCGGCACGUCAAGGCCGCGUUGAAGGCAGGCGAUCCUGUGGAGAAAGUCCUGGUGGCCGUCGAGCCGGCUUUUGGCGAGCGAUGCCGGUUCAGCGGCCGGGUCGAGGCCCUGCUGCUUAAAGCGGGCUUAGGAGCGAGCACAUGCAUGAGGGGCAGGGCCUAUCUGCUGUUCCGGCUAUCAAGCCGGUUCCCUCCGGUUCCAAGGCUGGCUGGCGACCCUUCAAAGCGGCAUGCCGCCCUAGACGACCUCUUCACGCUGCCGGGCCUGGAUAAGGAGACGACGACCCCUUAUGGCGACACUGCGGUUCAUAUCGUGGUGAAGCGCUGCCUGAAAGGAAGCUAUUUCCCCGACAAGCAGGAGGUCCACAAUGGCCAGGUGCUGGUGGCGGGCCGCCGCUGCCGGGACGCCUGCAGGGCGGAUUACCUCAGUGCGGCGCUGCCCGCCCUGCUGCAGGCCGGCUUCGACCCAAACACCCCAGACGCGAAGGGCCGCACGGUGGCGGAGCUGCUGCGAGUCGGCCUGCGGGACGGGCGGUACAGCGAGGACUGCUGGGAGCUGCUGCGGGAGGCCGGCCGCGAGGAGGAGGCGGAGGGGCUGGAGCGCCUGCACGCAGCCAUGCAGCACUGCCUGCAGCUGUGCCACCGGCUGCGGAGGCCGCCGCCGCCUGCUGCCGCCCACCAUCACCACCUGGCAGGCGCGGCAGCAGCAGCAGCAGCUCAUCAUGUGGCGGGCAGCACCAAACACCCGCAGCAGCAGGUGCCCGACUCCCCGCCCAAGCAGACAGCAGCAGCCGCAAUGGCAGGUGGCAGCAGGCCGGCGGCGGCUGUGCCAGACGCCCCGCGCAAGCGUGCUCGCAGCGAGGAGCCACAGGUCCAGAUGACCUUUGGCCGGCACGCCGGCAAGCCGCUGGCGGACAUGUGCGUGCGGGACGUGCGCACGCUGUGCGAGCAGGCGGGCAUGUUUGACGACCAGCCUCAGCUGAGGCAGCACAUGCUGGACCUGGGCCUCAUCCAGCGCACCGCCACGGCCGCCGCCGCCGCCGAGUUCCCCAGCGGCUACCAGCCGGUGUGGCGGGUGGCGCCGGCCAGCCCAGGGGAGGCGCAGGCCGCGGCGGUGGCGGUGGUGUCGUUCGGGGGCAAGUAUGCGGGGCAGCUGCUGAAGGACCUGCCGCGCCUUGACCGCAGCUACCUGGACAACUUCAUGUGCAACCCGGACAAGUUCAGCUGGGCGGGGCGGGACAAGCAGGAGCUGCUGCGGCACCUGGAGGUGCUGGAGCUGGUGCGCUACAGCCGCAGCGGCCAGGUGGAGCCGGUGGGGCCGCAGGGGCGCAGCUGCUGCUGGUGGGCACAUGGGUUCGUGGAGUGCCCCCAGGAUUACGAGUACCCCGAGGACUUCGAGUGCGAGUUCCCUGACACCUUCUAGCUGGCUCCCCAGUGGGGAGUUCGGCGGGUGGGCGAGUGAGGAGCAGUGGCUAGCAGGUGCACACCGGUAGUCCAGGGCCAGCAAUCACCCAGCAUGGGACCAUCAGUGCAAAGGACAUGCGUGUGGAUAUGGGGGGGUCAGAAUUGCAUCGCUGCGCUGUACUCAUCAAACGUGACAGAGAUUGGUUGAAGUAUGAAGGUGAUGGGGGUGUACGGCGGUAUCAUGGCGCAAUACAUAAAUGAAAUAUUGAAACCUUUGCAGAGGGUGGACGUGGUGUGGAUGUGGCCUUUCCCAUCUACCCGGUGUGGGAAUCAUGCAUUGCUGCAAGGCACUGCUCUACUGGUGUACUGGGCAGUACUUUUAAGGUUGCCGGCAACCACCGGCGUUGGUUGCCACGGUGUAAACUCAGGAUGUCUCAAACCGGACGGUUGCGAACUGGCGAGCUGCGGGCGCGUUGUAAUAAUAAUAAGAAUCCAAUAUAUUGACGGGGCAACGCCAUCGCUAAUCAUCUCUCUACGGUACGAGAGAGGCGGGAAGUCACCCCGACAACCUUAUGCCGGUCCUGCCCACCGGUCCUGCCCACCGGUCGGAGCGGGGGGGAUCAAACCCCUCGGUGUCCUAUCUAUGUCCCCUAUACCGAAUUAGGGGCGGGCGGGUUGUAUGAACUGCGUUCCAGUUGUGUGUCUUGAGAUUUGGCGUCUGUGGUCCAGUCAAGCCCUCGGAGGGGUGUUUCAUUGUCUCCACCUCCGCGCAGGAUGAAGCAAAGGUCCGCCGUGAAUUCGUAUACGGUAUGGCCGGCGCUGGGCGGCAGCUGGUGGUGUGGCUGGGUGCUGAGCUGAGCAGGAGCUGAUUGUGUUGGGGCCUAGAGUGCCGUUGUUGUGCUUUACAUGUGUGUGUUCAGGGGAGCUUGGGUUCCAGUGUCGGGUGGUGGCUCCCUAGACCCGGAACACCGGCCCUGGCCCUGUGUUGCGGUGUUGGUCUCCUUCACACGACCUACCGUGCGUGGCUUUGCGAAAGCAUUGCAGUGAUCAUCCGACUGCUGCCUCAGACUCAACCCCAA
Molecule: messenger RNA, 2603 nt
Organism: Chlamydomonas reinhardtii
Lineage: Eukaryota; Viridiplantae; Chlorophyta; Chlorophyceae; Chlamydomonadales; Chlamydomonadaceae
Exons: 5
Coding region: 266-1543 (425 amino acids)
Source: RefSeq, a predicted model, not a curated record